Molecule: messenger RNA, 549 nt
Organism: Mitosporidium daphniae
Lineage: Eukaryota; Fungi; Microsporidia
Exons: 1
Coding region: 1-549 (182 amino acids)
Source: RefSeq, a predicted model, not a curated record
AUGAUUUUAAGGAUAUCCUACAAGUAUUUUCUGGUGGGCCUGUUUGAUCUUGUCUCGUUCUUUUCCAAAAUAUACGGCAAUUGUGCAUCCAUUAAAAGCAUCGGUGUAAAGUAUCCCAGGCAUCUGGGCAUCUUGAUUUCAAACACGUGCGAAUGUGAUCUUUUGGGGCUUCUAACGUAUUUGAUAGAUGCAUCGGAAGUUAAAAAGCUCUCAAUCUUUACCACGUCCCUCCAAGACUACCGGUCUGUGUUGAAAUGCUUUCAACCCGGACAGAGAAUCCUUGAAGACUCCGCGUCUUGCAAACUAUGCACCCCCGAAUUUCAAGUGGCAUGGCGAGGCCUUUUGAUUUCCAUUUGGAAGCCAUAUGAAGGACACGAAUUAAUACAACAUAGCGAGCUUCCCGCCAUUUCAGGAUCCACCCGAAGCUCUUUUGCCAGUGUUUUUGGACACAACCUUGGCUGUGACGUUGACCUAUUCGUUUCCAACCAACAGUUUCUCACCUUGGAUGGAAUUCCGCCGCAACUGAUAAAGUUUACCGAGUUUUUGUAA